AGUCGUGACGUUCGCUUGCUCUCGCGCGCUGUGUAGGCAGUGCGCAGGCGCGGGCUUGGCGGUGCAGGCGGCGGUUGAGGCUUACGGACGCGGUGCCGACCAUGACCCAACAGGGCGCGGCGCUGCAGAACUACAACAACGAGUUGGUCAAGUGCAUCGAAGAGUUGUGUCAGAAACGAGAGGAGCUGUGCCGGCAGAUCCAGCAGGAGGAGGACGAAAAGCAGCGGCUACAGAAUGAGGUGAGGCAGCUCACGGAGAAAUUGGCCCGCGUCAACGAGAACCUGGCGCGCAAGAUCGCCUCUCGCAACGAGUUUGACCGGACCAUUGCGGAGACAGAGGCCGCCUACCUCAAGAUCCUGGAGAGCUCUCAGACUCUGCUUAGUGUACUCAAAAGAGAAGCUGGGAACCUGACUAAAGCCACGGCUUCAGACCAGAAGAGUAGUGGAGGCAAAGACAGCUGACAAGCCCUGUCUCAGCCGUGGCCUAUGGCUGCUCAGUCCCCAACAUGUCUGUCCUAAAGCAUCUUUGUUCUCCAUGGCCUCAGAUGUCUUUUAUCUCUGGUGCCCUGAGUGUCAAUUUCUGACCUCCACCUGCCUUGAGUGACAAGACAAGCCCCAGGACAGUCCAAUGGAAGAUGUGUUCCCAGCUCCGCACUCACAUGUGUUAUUGGGACCUUGAGCUCCUGGUCAGCUCCAUGAGGAGCCUCUUUCUGAAGCUCCUGUAUCUCCUCGGGCUGCCAGGAAUGUCUCGGUCCUAGUCCAGGUACUGUGGGGGCCCCUCACUUUGUCUCCUCAGCCACUAGGGCCCCAGGCCAGGCAUAUUGAAGAAAGAAUCUUGACUCCAGAACCAAAACCUUAGGGCCCAUCCCCAUGACCUCUGGUGUUUCAAUAAAGGUUGUUUUGCAAGAUC
Rattus rattus (black rat) is the source of this 909-nucleotide messenger RNA. RefSeq names its product SS nuclear autoantigen 1 (gene Ssna1). NCBI's taxonomy places the organism in Eukaryota, Metazoa, Chordata, Mammalia, Rodentia, Muridae. The transcript is spliced from 3 exons. Bases 102 to 461 code for a protein of 119 amino acids. The record is from RefSeq and is a predicted model, not a curated record. Gene Ontology annotation, cellular component: centrosome; ciliary basal body.